This is a messenger RNA of Pseudopipra pipra, 2038 nucleotides long. RefSeq names its product gamma-glutamylcyclotransferase (gene GGCT). The record is from RefSeq and is a predicted model, not a curated record. Gene Ontology annotation, molecular function: gamma-glutamylcyclotransferase activity. The transcript has 4 exons. Lineage: Eukaryota; Metazoa; Chordata; Aves; Passeriformes; Pipridae. Bases 16 to 726 code for a protein of 236 amino acids.
CCGCCAGGAGCCCGCAUGAGGCGUUCCCGAAGCGUUCCCGAGGCGUUCCCGGCCGCUCCUGCGUCACGGCCCCGCUCGGCGGCGGAAGCCGCGAGGAAGGCGGGGCGGGAGGGCGGUGUUAAAGCGGCAGCGGGGCCGCGCUGGGCCGGGCCGAUGGAGUCGGACGGCGGCGCGGAGGAGCCGGGGGGCGAGAGCAGCUAUUUCCUGUACUACGCGUACGGCAGCAACCUGCUGCGGGAGCGGCUGGUGCUGCGCAACCCCUCGGCCGCGCUGUGCGCCCUGGCGCGCCUGCAGGAUUUUAAGCUCGAGUUUGGCCAUCAUCAAGGCAGGACAAGUCCUGUCUGGCAUGGAGGUACAGCUACCAUUGUUCAGAGCCCUGGAGACGAAGUAUGGGGAAUAGUGUGGAAAAUGAACACUUGCAAUUUAAGUUCGCUGGAUAAGCAAGAGGGAGUUGAAGAUGGUUUUUAUGUCCCAAUAGAAGUUAAUGUCUACACUCAAGCAGGAAAGGUGCUGACCUGUCGAAGCUACCAGAUGAAGGACUAUGUCUGUGGUCCCCCUUCUCCGCAGUAUAAAAAGGUUAUCUGCAUGGGUGCAAAACAGAAUGGCUUGCCAAUUGAUUACUUGGAGAAAUUAGAAGCUAUUGAAACUAAUAACUAUGCAGGACCGGUGCCAAUAAUGGAAGAGAUUGAAGCUGCUAUUAAAGCAGAGAAAAUAAAUUCUGCAUAGAAUACCUCUGCAUUUGCUUGGCCAUUCACCUUGAUUUAGAUACCUCUCCUCACUGUACUGAUCAGCAGUUUCUUUAUUUAUCAAGAAAAGAUGAAUUUGUUGUGCAUCUACAGUAAAUCAUUAGAUAUAAUUUGCAGUCUGAAGACAAGCUGACAUUGGUAACUUCUUUUUGUAUGUAUAGCUUGAGUACAUGCUGAAGGUUUUGCAGAUUUAGAAAUUAUCUUUCUGUAAUUGUCAUGCAGUGCUGCACACAAGUUUGUGCUUCAUGUCCUGUUUACUGACCUUUUUAACUGAAAAAAGGCCAUCUUGAUGAGUUUUGGCACCUGUUACUUUCUGAGGAAUAAGGGCUGCAGGAUCAGGCCCUUUGUUUUUAAAUGAUGUAUACACAAAUAUCAAGAAUUUCAAAGAUUUAUUAGGUGUAAAGUAAACUCAAAACUCUAAACCUUUUUCUCUGCUACUUCUCUUAAUGGUUUAAAGCCCAGCCUAUCUGAUGCUGUGGAGUUCCUGUUUAUAUAGUUAACCAAGAAGGAAAAAAAAUAUUUUUUUAACUCCUUCCAUGUGUUUAAGUGUUAGUCCAAAAGGAAACUCAGGCCUGAAGACAACAUUCAACAAAGGAUCUGGGUCAAAGCAUCAUGGCAUCCUCCUUUCUAUGUUUAGUAAUCAUCAUAGGUGAACUGGUUAGCUAUAACCAACAGACUUAUAAAGAAUUCAUUUUAGUUAAAUAUUUCCAAGUUUUCUUAAAUUACCUUUUUGUACCUAUCUAGGCCUUGGUGUCAUGUCCAGUGAAAUCAGAAAGUCUCCUGUGAGUCCUAGCACAUUUGUUUUGUGGUUUUGUUUGUCUAUUAAACCCCAAAUGAACAGAAUUUGGCUUUUUUUUUUUUUUCCUACAGCUUUGACAAUCUUGUGCAAAACUGAAAGCUUUUGUAAGAUACAGAGUACUUAUCUUCAUGGUACUUGGCAACCCCUGUAGUUAGUCUAUGGGCAACAAGGAGAAACUGACAACCUGGAAGAUGUCAAAUCACUGAACUUUGGUUUAUCUUCUCUAGGGUGUAUUUUUUUCUUUUGAUGUACAGAGGGAUGUAAGAUAUAGUCAUUGUCACUGUGUGACUGCUUAGAUAAACAAUUGAUAAAGCAACAGACUGACUGUGUCUUCUCUGUAUAAAAUACACUUCUGCCAGGUAUGUGUAAGUGCUGUCCUGAUGUCAUAUGCCUGUUUCCAGAUUUGGGCAUGGUGGCUACUGUAAAACAUGGUACUUUCUGUAUUAGCACUGUCUAGUCUGAAACUGAGUAAAUAAAACUGUGAUUACCAAAA